Drosophila rhopaloa is the source of this 2198-nucleotide messenger RNA. RefSeq lists its product as uncharacterized. Gene Ontology annotation, biological process: positive regulation of voltage-gated potassium channel activity; sleep; regulation of synaptic transmission, cholinergic. The transcript is spliced from 4 exons. Lineage: Eukaryota; Metazoa; Arthropoda; Insecta; Diptera; Drosophilidae. Bases 295 to 762 code for a protein of 155 amino acids. The record is from RefSeq and is a predicted model, not a curated record.
AGCGCUCAGAAAGAAUUUCACCGUGUUUGGGGUAGCAUCGCGUCGCGUGACCGCAGCAAAAGUCCACAAAAGUCCAAGGGUUUUGCUGGCCAUAAUAUCGACCAUUUUGAGUCCGAAUUCGAUUGUGUGUCGACUCAAAAGGCUAACAUGCUAAUGUAGCAUCGAAUCAGUUCGCAAAUUGUCCAACGAAAGCGAAAUCCAAACAAAUUGUUGCUCCAGCCGCCGGGCAAAAAAGCGUGGAUCCAUAAAAAACGAGCAUAAAUAAUUAAUUCCAAUAAACACAAAUACAUAAAAAUGUCGCCAUUCAUGGAGAAGACGUUGUUGUUGUUAGGCGUGCUCUGCUGCAUACAAGUGACCACUGCCCUGAUGUGCUAUGACUGCAAUAGCGAGUUCGAUCCCCGCUGCGGCGAUCCCUUCGAGCCGUACUCGAUUGGCGAGGUGAACUGCAGCAAACAGGAGCCACUGGAGCACCUCAAGGACAAGUACAAGCCCACCCUGUGCCGCAAAACCGUUCAAAAGAUUUAUGGGAAAACACGGAUCGUACGUGGCUGCGGAUACAUCCCUGACGAACACACCGACUCCAAGUGCGUGAGACGCUCGGGAACCCACGACGUGGCCGCCAUCUACUGCUCCUGCACCAAGGAUCUGUGCAACGGAGCCAACUCGCCCGUUGCCAAGUGGAUGAUGCUGCCCCUCGUCUUCGCCGCCGGAUUGGCGCUCCUGCUGAACUCGAGGCACACAAUACGAUUCCAGAGCUCGUAAAUUGAGCUCGAUCUAGCAUUUCACUGAGUUCACUUUUACCUAUCGUUUUCGACUUUGGUUUUAGUGUUUUUUCGAUUCAGAUCUGCAGUUGAUGCUCAUUUAGUUGCAUAAUUUACUUUAAUAUUUAAUUUAAUGUGUUCGUAAGCGUAAAAACAAUAAGAAUAAUACGGAAAUUAACUUACCUUAUGGGUUCACCUACAUUAUAUAAAGGACAAAAUGACAAAAAUAGGAAGGUAAACACACUUUUGGGGGCAGUAAUAAAUCCACAUUUUGUAAGCCUUUGUUCAAAAGUUAUUUUAAAAUACAGAAAAACUGCCAGUAAAUGUCUCCGCCUAAUAAAUUUCAACCUUUGACCCCUAAAACUUAAAUAAACAAUGCAGUACGCUAAUCUACAACAUAACUCAUAACUCAAAAUAAUAUUAAGUCGUUGAUGCAGAAAUUCUUUUCUGAUUCUGUAGCAGUUUUACCAUCUUUGCAUGAUAUCAGAAAAAGAAAGUAUUUCCUCAUUCAUGGCUUAUGACCCAUUUUUUACUCCAUUUUUUUUUUUGGCAAAUACUUGCAAAUGACCCAGCACAUCACAUAUUUAGUUCUUAAAUGGGGUAGGGCAAACCGAAAAAUCAAACCCUUUAUGAAAUCUGUUAGUGUAAAUUCUAAGGAUAAGAAACAUCUAUCUUUACGGCAAAGAAUUUUUACUAAUUAUGAUUCUGAACUCCAUGAUGCCGACUAAAAGUAUUAUUUCAAACUAUCCUUUUAUAAACGAGCCACAUCUUUAUUUAUUUUUUAUUCCAACUUAUGUUGUGGCCAUUAUCCCCAAUACACAAUAUUUUAUUAUUUUUUUUUAAACCAACAAAUGGGUAAGGAAAAUCCAAAGGCAAACCCUUUACGAACCUAUUAGUGCAAAUACUAAAUAUGAACAUCUGUCUUUACGGCAAGGAAUUUGCAAUAUUUAGGACUUUACACUCAUUUAAAGCCAGAAAAUCGAUUUCCAUAGAAAGCAAAAUAAGAGAAACGUAUUAAAAUUUAUAUGAUGAAAUAAAUGAAUGACAACUAUCUGAAAAACAAAAGAGAAUCCAUAAAUUAUUGAAUACAAAAAAGAAAAUAAAUUUUGUCCAUUAUAAGCUUCAUGCGAACUAAACCAAUGUAUACUAUAAAGCCAUGAUCCCGAUGCCAUUUCCAAAGGAGUUCUGAGAAAGUCUGGUGGAACUGGAAUUGCUAACAUGGCUGAUAUACAUAAAUCUUCCUAAUACUUUAGACGGAAAGUGCAUAAACAUUUUGAUUUGUGUCCCCAAUACAAAACACAAACCAAGGUACAGUCAACACAAAGCAUGGCAAGAUAUUAAUAAACAGAAACACUAGCCAACAUAUAAAAACCAGUUACAAACACAUCAUUUUGUGUAGAAAAAAAAAUAUAUAUAUACAUACAUGAAAAAUUGCAU